Ictalurus punctatus (channel catfish) is the source of this 2725-nucleotide messenger RNA. It is a transcript of the gene pank4, whose product is annotated as pantothenate kinase 4 (inactive). Gene Ontology annotation, biological process: coenzyme A biosynthetic process. NCBI's taxonomy places the organism in Eukaryota, Metazoa, Chordata, Actinopteri, Siluriformes, Ictaluridae. Gene Ontology annotation, cellular component: cytosol; nucleus. Gene Ontology annotation, molecular function: ATP binding; pantothenate kinase activity. The transcript is spliced from 19 exons. The coding region runs from base 34 to 2379 and encodes 781 amino acids. The record is from RefSeq and is a predicted model, not a curated record.
UUGCGUUUCUUGGUCAAAACAAGUGUGUGGAAGAUGGCGACGGACGGAGGCACUGACAGUGACAGCGGCGCACACAGCAUGGAUAAAAGCAUAAUCCUUCCUCCGGAUGAAAUCUUUCGGAAUUUGGAAAAUGCCAAGAGGUUCGCAAUAGAUAUAGGUGGCUCAUUGACAAAACUGGCGUAUUACUCCACUGUCCAGCACAAAGUGGCCAAAGUGAGAUCAUUCGAUCAUACGGCCAAGACAAGCUUUCAGAACGACACAGAUGGAGACUCACUGUACGAGAUCUCGGUCCAGGAGGAGAUCACGGCUCGGCUCCAUUUCAUCAAGUUCGAGAACCGGUACAUCGAAACUUGUCUGGAUUUCAUCAAAGACCACCUGGUGAACACGGAAACCAAAGUUAUCAAGGCUACAGGAGGAGGAGCUUACAAGUUCAAAGACCUGAUUGAGAAGAAGUUAAAACUCAAAGUGGACAAAGAGGACGAGAUGUCGUGUCUUAUCAAGGGCUGUAAUUUUGUGCUGAAGAAUAUCCCUCACGAGGCUUUUGUUUACGCGAAGCACGCCGACCCAGAGUUUCGCUUCCAGAACACACACCCGGACAUCUUCCCUUAUCUUCUGGUUAACAUCGGCUCCGGGGUUUCCAUCGUCAAGGUGGAAUCGGAGGACAAAUUUGAGCGCAUAGGCGGGAGCUCCAUCGGUGGUGGGACGUUCUGGGGUCUUGGAGCUUUGCUUACGAAAACCAAGAGAUUUGAUGAGCUUUUGCAGUUGGCCUCUAAGGGACAGCACACCAGUGUGGACAUGUUGGUUAAGGACAUCUACGGGGGAGCAUCCGUCUCUCUGGGACUGCCCGGAUACCUCAUAGCGAGCAGCUUCGGGAAAUCUGCCACCACUGAUAAAGAGUUCUCCAAAGAAGACAUGGCUAAGAGCCUGCUGCACAUGAUCAGUAAUGAUAUCGGACAGCUGGCCUGCCUCUAUGCCCGACUGCACAACCUCACCCGAGUUUACUUCGGAGGAUUCUUCAUCCGAGGACACCCGGUGACCAUGCACACCAUCACCUACAGCAUCAAUUUCUUCUCCAAGAGCGAAGUUCAGGCUUUGUUUCUAAGACACGAAGGCUACCUGGGUGCUAUUGGGGCGUUCCUGAAGGGUGCCGAAGAAGACAAUCCCAAUCAGUACAGCUGGGAAGAAAACUAUGCCGGCAGUUCCGGCCUCAUGAGCGUGUCUCCGGAUCUGAAUCCUAUGCAACGGGCACGAAGUGGCACAUUUGACAUGUUGGAGAUGGACCGCUUGGAGAGGCAGCUGGUGAACCUGCCGCUCCUGCAAGACCCUUCAUCUUAUAUCCCCGACACCGUGGACCUCACCGAGGAUGCUCUGGCUAGAGACUACUGGCUCUACUGUUUCGAGGAAGCGCUGGAUGGGGUGGUGAAGCGAGCUGUGGCCAGUCAGAAAGACCAGCCCGAGGCCACGGAGAGGGCAGAGAAGUUCCGCCAGAAGUACAGACACAAGCUGCAGACGCUACGCCAGCAGCCAUUCGCAUACGGAUCCCUCACUGUCCGGAGUCUGCUCGACACCAGGGAGCAUUGUUUGAACGAAUUCAACUUUCCUGACCCCUAUUCUAAGAUCAAGCAGAAGGAGAACGACAUGGCGCUGAAGUACUACCAGAAGGUGGUGCAGUCUCUGGAGGAGCUGAGCUGGGAGCAGAGGCAGUUCGCGCUGGUCCGAGGCCUGCUGGCGGGCAACGUGUUCGACUGGGGAGCCAAAGCCGUGUCCGACAUUCUGGAAACCGAUCCCCAGUUCGGGUUUGAACAGGCAAAGCAGCAGCUGCAAGAGCGUCCUUGGCUUGUAGAUGCCUAUAACCAGUGGAUUGAACGAUUGAAGGGUCCUCCUCAUAAAUGUGCGUUGUUUUUCGUGGAUAAUAGUGGGAUGGAUAUCAUUCUAGGCGUUUUCCCCUUUGUAAGAGAACUCCUCAUUCGAGGCACAGAGGUUGUUCUCGCGAGUAACUCAAGUCCUGCGCUAAACGACGUGACUAACAGCGAGCUGCAGAUCGUCACUGAGAGAAUAGCUGCUAUGGAUCCUGUCAUUCAUGCCGGAGUAAAAGAGGACAGGCUGACAUUAGUUCAGAGUGGAUCCAGUUCUCCCUGUCUGGACUUGAGUCGAUUGGAUAAAGUCCUGGCCACAGUGGUGCGCGAGCGCGGCACGGACCUGGUGAUCAUCGAAGGCAUGGGCCGUGCCAUCCACACCAACUACUACGCCAUGCUGAACUGCGAAAGCCUCAAGCUGGCCGUCAUCAAAAACUCGUGGCUGGCCGAGCGGCUCGGCGGCAAGAUCUUCAGCGUGGUCUUUAAGUAUGAAGUUCCUUCCAAAUCUCAGGGGCGACAUUAAGAGACCGUUUCCCACGCGCACUCAUCUCAGCCGGGAGGAUAGGAUACGGCACGGUGAGCCGCCGCACACCUCCAGGACAUGCCGUCACGUCUGUGCCUCUGUGCCACUUUUUUGCGAUUGACCCGUUGAUUGUAUACACGAUGGUGGAAUCCGUUUUCUUUUUUUUUUUCUUCUUUUUUUUCAAUUCCAGUUAAUAAUAAUAAAUAAUCAUAAUUAAUAAAUAAUAAUAAUAAUAUGUGGGUCGCACUCAUCGCAUGUUCACACCUGCUCUGAAAUCUAGUGCUUCUCAAACAACCACUGCUGUAAUAUCUGGAAGGCAGGGUGAUUUCUGGGGGGCGGGGGGGGG